This is a messenger RNA of Aplysia californica (California sea hare), 753 nucleotides long. RefSeq lists its product as uncharacterized. The record is from RefSeq and is a predicted model, not a curated record. Lineage: Eukaryota; Metazoa; Mollusca; Gastropoda; Aplysiida; Aplysiidae.
AAAGACACUCGAGUGCCCUACAAAAGAACAUCGUGGACCAAUUCCAGCCAAACGCCUCGUGCCACGCCCACGAGCAAGGCCCAGCGCACCUGUCUUUCAACGAUUUCGCCAUACUUCCGGAGCAACAGGCGGAUGACGUCAGGCGGAUAGAGCAGGCCCAGAAGAUACAUUGGUCCCAGCAGCACCAGAAGUCCCAGGAGGCCAAGUACCGGCGCUUCCAGCAGGAGUAUCAGGAGAAGUUUGGCAAAUCUUUCCAGGCCCAUGGGUCACGUUGUGGGAGUGAUGAGCUACCCUCCUGCCGCCCCGUGUGUCAGACUGGCCAGCUACAGGUUCUGGAGACGAGGCCACCCAGGGAUAUCCUACAGCCCAGACCCAUCAUGCUCAAGUCUUCUCACUGGAAAGGCGUUCGGGUCCCGUCCUGCAGGCCGGAGUUCGAACCCAUUUACCCGUCUGAUGUGGACCUGGAUCUCCUGAGUGCCUCCCACAACCCAUUCCAGUACUUCAACAGGACCCGCAAGUUCCCGGAGCAGGCUAACAGACCAGCGUCUCUCCCAGUGCUACCAAAGGAUCUUGACCGCCAAUGUCCGGAGCAGAUUGGAACCUUCGAAAGCACGACUGAUUCCAGGAUGCCGGAUCACCGGAUCGCGCAGCGGCGGCACCCAGCGUAUAACGAAAUCACCCGAAUCUGGUAGAAUUUGGAUAACUUGAUAACUAAACGGUAUAGCCGAGCCUUGGUAAUGACAACAAAAAAAA